ACGUUGUUACCCAGGUGAAUUCUGUUAUCAUUUCAACAAUAUGGCAAAACUGAGUCUCCUCACAGCCCUGGGGCUUCUGCUGAUGCUGCAGAUUGCCUCCUCCACCAAACUGGUGUGCCACAUGACCAACUGGGCUCAGUACCGACCCGGCUCUGGAAAGUUUGGCCCAGAAAACAUAGACCCGUUCCUCUGCACCCAUGUCAUCUACAACAUGGCCACCAUCAACAGCUUCAACCAGAUAAUCCCUGUGGAAUGGAAUGAUGAGACCAUGUACAAGGAUCUAAACAAGCUGAAGAAUAUUAACCCAGUGAUGAAGACUCUGCUGUCUGUGGGAGGCACACUCAAUGGAAUCAGCCCAUUCAUCUCCAUGGUUUCCAAGCCUGAGAGCCGUGCAGACUUCAUUAAGUCCUCCAUUAGCUACCUACGUGCACACAACUUUGAUGGUUUGAAUUUGGACUGGCAGUACCCUGGACAGAACGGAAGCCCAUCUACUGACAGGAUGAAGUUCACUGAUCUUGUCCAGGAGUUGGGCAAGGCCUUUGAAGAUGAGGCAAGAGACACCAGGAAGACCCAGCUACUGCUGUCAGCUACUGUUGCAGGCCUCGUCCCAGUCCUCAACACCAGCUACGAUGUUCCUGAGAUCUCCCGCCACCUGGAUUUCAUGAAUGUGAUGACCUAUGACUUCCAUGGCCACUGGGAGUCUGCUACUGGACACAACAGUCCUCUGUACAGAAGCAGUCUGGACUCAGGGUCUCACAUCGACCACAAUGUGGAUUCCUCCUUGUCCAAAUGGCUGAGUCUGGGUGCCCCUGCUGAGAAGCUGUUGAUGGGGUUCCCCACGUACGGCCGCACAUACCGCCUCACCACCCCCAACCACAGCCUGGGAGCCCCCUCCAAAGGCCCUGCCGACGCCGGCCCUUACACUCGCACCGCUGGCUUCUGGGCCUUCUACGAAGUGUGCUCCUUCACCUCUAGUGCUACAGUGGGCUGGAUCGACGAGCAGAAAGUGCCCUACGCCACCCAGGGCAGCGCUUGGGUGGGCUUCGACAACAAGGAGAGCUACGCUGCUAAGGUCCAAUGGCUGAGCACCAACAAACUUGGGGGAGCAUCUGUGUGGUCGCUGGACAUGGAUGACUUUGGAGGAUCCUUCUGUGGUGACGGAGCUUACCCUCUGGUCAACCACCUACGGAACUCCUUGGGCUUCGCCCCAAAGCCCACCACAACGCCAGGCCCCACCACCACUGCUGACCCCAUCUCGACCUUCUGCUCUGGACGCCCUGAUGGCCUGUAUGCCAACGCCGCUGACCAGACCACCUACUUCCAGUGCUUCAGGGGAAACACUUACCUGCACAGCUGUCAGCCUGGCCUGGUCUACCUUGACUCCUGCAAGUGCUGCAGCUGGCCCUGACCUAGUCCUGGCCUAUACUAAGAACAACCCAUUCAUCUGCUAACUAACAUUUGACAAAUCCUAAAGUCUAAUGAAAGGAUUUUAUCAGUUGAUUUUAUAUUAGUCUAAUGUACUAUUAAUAAAAAUAUUCAACAUAUUUCA
Molecule: messenger RNA, 1549 nt
Organism: Hypomesus transpacificus
Lineage: Eukaryota; Metazoa; Chordata; Actinopteri; Osmeriformes; Osmeridae
Gene: chia.1
Product: chitinase, acidic.1
Exons: 11
Coding region: 41-1408 (455 amino acids)
Biological process (GO): chitin catabolic process; carbohydrate metabolic process
Cellular component (GO): extracellular region
Molecular function (GO): chitinase activity; chitin binding
Source: RefSeq, a predicted model, not a curated record